AUGGUGAAGGUCGAAGUAGAACAGGGCUUGUUGGAAGGCGAACAGUUGGAUUUAGUGACAGGAGAUGGUCAAUAUUACAGUUUUAAAGGUGUUCCUUAUGCCGAACCGCCGUUUGGGCCACUCAGAUUCAAGGCUCCCCAACCACCAAAGCCUUGGAGUGGUAUAAGAAAAGCAACAGAACACGGCCCAGUUUGUCCCCAAAAAGACAUUUUCACGCAGCAAUACGUUCCAGGAAGCGAAGAUUGUCUCUACUUAAAUGUGUACACAAGAAAUCUUAAACCAAAGAUGCCUUUAGCUGUCAUGGUUUUCAUUCAUGGAGGCGGUUACAAGAGCGGUUCAGGCAAUGAAGACAAUUAUGGACCAGAUUUCCUUGUCAAUCAUGAUGUGGUUUUAGUGACGAUUAAUUACAGACUUGAAGUUUUAGGCUUUCUUUGUCUUGAUACUGAAGAUGUGCCUGGCAAUGCUGGUAUGAAGGAUCAAGUUGCUGCUCUCAAAUGGGUGCAGAAGAAUAUUGCGCAAUUUGGUGGAGAUCCCAAAAAUGUCACUAUCUUUGGCGAGAGUGCUGGAGGAGCAUCUGCAGCUCUUCACGUUUUGUCGCCUAUGUCUAAAGAAUUAUUUAAGAGAGCAAUACCAAUGAGUGGCGUACCACUUUGUGAAUGGUCAACACCAUUUGAACCAAAAAGACGCGCGUUUGUUUUAGGAAAGCAACUUGGUUUUGAAACGAAUGAUGCCUGCAAACUUCUUCAUUUCUUGCAAAGCGUGCCCGUUGAAAAAUUAGUUGACGUAAGUCCUUGUGUGAUUUCAGCAGAAGAAGCACUGAACAAUAUUCUAAAAAUGUACCAUUUUACACCUGUAGUUGAGAAAGACUUUGGUGCAGGACAUUUCCUAACUAUUGAUCCAGAAGUAGCACUCAGAAGUGGAAAAGUAAAUGAAGUUGAUGUCAUGAUAGGUUAUACCGAUAAGGAAGCUAUAGUUGGAAUUCCCGCUUUUGAAACUUUGUUACAAUCGUACAGUAAAUAUCCAGAAAUUUUAGUACCCCGACAAAUUUUUUACAAUAGCUCUCCUAUCAAGGUUUUGGAGCUCGCGGAUAAAAUUAAAACCCAUUACUUCGGAGACAAACAAAUUACAGUUGAUUCUAUGAAAGAAGCUGUUGUCUUUUUCUGUGAGUCUUGCUUCCCAUACUACGUUACAAAGUACAUAAGACUUCUACCAAAAAUUGGUAACACCAAAAGGUACAUGUAUUGCUUUUCAAAUGUGUCAGAAAGAAAUAUCUACGGACAAUUGGGAGCCAAGUACGGUAUCACAGGAGCGAGUCACUUAGAUGACUUGAUGUAUUUGUUUGAUGCCAAGAAAGCGAAACUAAGCAUCGACAAAUCAAGCAAAUCAUAUAAAAUGAUACAGGAAACUUGCGCCUUGUUCACUAACUUCGCAAAAUUUGGGAAUCCCACUCCAAAUGCAUCUGUAGGAGUGACCUGGCCUGAAUACGACAAUGUUCAAGAACAAUAUUUGGAUAUUGGAGAAACCCUCACACCUGGAAAGAAAUUGUUCAAAGAAGCCAUUGAAUUUUGGCAGAGCGUGUAUGAAUACGCUGAAAAGAAAUAGAAAAACAUAGUUAAACAUUGUCUUACAAAUAAAUGGACGACGGGUUUAAUACAAAAACUACGAAAAAAUGUCCCAAGUCAACCUAUUUAAACGU
Messenger RNA from Hyposmocoma kahamanoa, 1696 nucleotides. RefSeq names its product juvenile hormone esterase-like. The transcript has 3 exons. The record is from RefSeq and is a predicted model, not a curated record. NCBI's taxonomy places the organism in Eukaryota, Metazoa, Arthropoda, Insecta, Lepidoptera, Cosmopterigidae. Bases 1 to 1602 code for a protein of 533 amino acids.